AUGGUAGACUUGCUGCUGGCACUGCUUGCUUGCAUGGGAUGCAAAGCUGACAUUGACAACUGUAGGGUCAGAAAUCCUUACCCUCCACUUCACAAGUAUCAUCAGCCAGGAGACCUCAUCAUUGGUGGCAUUACUUCUUACGGUGUCAUCGUCUGUAGUCCAACAGCCUUCACUGAAGAACCCCCUCCAGAAAGGAUGGAUGAACUUGUGGUAUUUCCUAAGCAUUACCAGCACAUCCUGGCUUUGGCAUUUGCAGUAAAAGAAAUCAAUGAAAACCCUCAAAUCUUACCCAAUGUCACCUUGGGCUUCCACAUCUACGAUAGCUAUGACAAUGCAAUGAAGACCUAUCACGCCACAAUGCUACUGUUGACUACACUGGAAAAUGUUGUGCCUAACUACAUAUGUGAUGUCCAGAAUACAUUAACAGCAGUCAUUGGAGGAUUGGAUUCUGAAAUAUCCCUAUAUGUAGCAAAUAUCUUGGAUACCUAUAAGACUCCACAGGUUUCUACCAGUUCUUUGACAGAAUCACCUGACGUCCCAGAUUUUGUGGAGCUCAUCUAUGGCUCUGCUCCCGUGAUGAACACUAAAACUCCAGGCCUUCCAUUCUACCAGUUGGCUCCUCAGGAAACCCUUCAGUAUGAGGGGAUUCUCUCUUUGCUACUCCAUUUCAGGUGGACAUGGAUAGGGAUUGGUGCUAUGGAUAAUGAUAAUGGAGAAAGAUUUCUACAAGUGGUCAUUCCACUGUUUUCUAAGAGGGGUGUCUGUUUUGCCUUCAUAGAAAGAAGUCCCAAAUUAAGUUUUGACACAAAAAUUAAUGACGAAUUUACACUGGGGGCAAAAAUACAUGAUAAAGUGAUGGGCAGCAAAGCCAACGUAGUGGUAGUCCAUGGAGAAUCUUAUUCCACAGCAAUUUUUCUUUUCCUUCCAUAUCUAUCAGAACAAGAGGUCAUGGCAAAGGAAGUAAGAGGGAAAGUAUGGAUAGUAACAGCUCAGAUGGAGUUCACUUCAGUUGUCCUGCAAAGGAAUUGUGAUACAGAAAUAUUCAAUGGUGCUAUAUCUUUCAGAAUCCACUCCAGUGACCUACCAGGGUUUCAGCAGUUUCUUGAGAGCAAAAACCCUUAUAGCUCUGAAGAAGAUGGUUUUAUCAAGGAUUUCUGGCAACAGGCCUUUGGUUGUGUAUUCCCAGAUAGUAUGGUUGGAAAAUUGAAUGGGGACAUUUGCACAGGGCAAGAGAAGUUGGAGAGCCUUCCUGGAUCAUUCUUUGAAAUGAGCACGAUUGGACAUAGCCACAUCAUCUACAAUGCUGUCUAUACUGUGGCCCAUGCCCUACAUCAUGCUUUGUCCUCUUCUAGACCCAAACAUGGUACAAUGAUGUAUGGAGUCACACCCAAACUUCAGAAUCUACAAUUUGGGCAGCUCCAACCAUUUCUGAAAUGUGUCUCAUUUAACAACAGUGCAGGGGACAAAGUUUCCUUCAACCAGAAUGGGGAGCUAGUUGCUGGAUUGGAUGUGAUCAACUGGAUUAUCUUCUCCAACCAUUCAUUUCAUAGGACUUCUUACCUGCAUGAGAGUAACAGUCAUUGUAAUUUAGCCCGGUUGAUUUCACAUUACUACAAUCAAGACCACAUUCUUUCUUUUCCAGACAUGAAUGACUGUCAUAAAUGCACUGAGGAAAACUAUCCAAAUGAAAAACAGGAUGCCUGUGUUCACAAGACUGUAACUUUCUUGUCUUAUGAAGAACCAUUAGGAUUUAGUUUAGCCUCUUUUGCAGUCUCAUUUUCAUUGACUACAGCUCUGGUGCUGGGAACAUUUAUGAAGCACCACAACACUCCCAUUGUCAAAGCCCACAACCGGGACCUCACCUACACUCUCCUCAUCUCCCUCCUUCUCUCCUUUCUUUGUACAUUGCUGUUUAUUGGCCGUCCUCAGAAGGUGACCUGUCUCCUCCGACAAACGACUUUUGGCCUCAUCUUCUCAGUGGCUGUUUCUUGUGUGCUGGCAAAAACCAUCACAGUGGUUCUGGCUUUCAUGGCCACCAAACCAGGGUCCAGGAUGAGGAAGUGGGUGGGGAAAAGACUGGCCAUCUCCAUUGUUCUUUUCUGCUCCCUCAUCCAAGCAAGCAUCUCUACUUUAUGGCUGGCAACCUCUCCACCUUUCCCAGAUUUGGACAUGCACUCAGUGGCCAAAGAAAUUGUACUACAGUGUAACGAACAGUCCGUGACUCUGUUUUGUUGUGUUCUGGGCUACAUGGGCUUCCUGGCAAUGUUGAGUUUCACUGUGGCUUUCCUUGCAAGGAAGCUCCCUGACAGUUUCAAUGAAGCCAAGUUUAUCACUUUCAGCAUGUUGGUCUUUUGCAGUGUGUGGUUAUCCUUUGUUCCAUCCUAUCUGACCUCUAAGGGAAAAUAUAUGGUAGCCGUGGAGAUCUUCUCUAUCUUAGCCUCAAGUGCUGGGUUGUUGGUUUGUAUCUUUUCCCCUAAAUGUUACAUUAUAGUGUUGAAACCUCAGCUGAACACAAGGGAACAGCUAAUAAGGAGAAAAGAUGGGAGAACUGUUUAA
Elgaria multicarinata webbii is the source of this 2556-nucleotide messenger RNA. Its product is annotated as vomeronasal type-2 receptor 26-like. Lineage: Eukaryota; Metazoa; Chordata; Lepidosauria; Squamata; Anguidae. Bases 1 to 2556 code for a protein of 851 amino acids. The record is from RefSeq and is a predicted model, not a curated record. Gene Ontology annotation, cellular component: plasma membrane. Gene Ontology annotation, molecular function: G protein-coupled receptor activity. Gene Ontology annotation, biological process: G protein-coupled receptor signaling pathway. The transcript has 6 exons.